AUGGCGCUGGAGAAGCUGCAGGUGCUGCACGCGCUGGACGUGGCGGAGACGCAGCGGUACCACGUCCGCGCGGUGGUGAUCGCCGGCAUGGGCUUCUUCGCCGAUGCCUACGACCUCUUCUGCAUCGCCCUGGUCACCAAGCUCCUGGGCCGCAUCUACUACCACGUCCCGGGGCGGGUGGAGCCCGGGAGGCUCCCGCCCAGGCUCGAGGCGGCGAUCAACGGCGUCACGUUUUGCGGCAUGAUCGUUGGGCAGCUCCUCUUCGGCUGGCUCGGCGACAAGGUCGGCCGGAAGAAGUUCUACGGCAAGACCAUCAUGCUCAUGAUCAUGGGCUCCUUCCUCUCGGGCCUGUCCUUCGGCAACACGGCCGAUGGCGUCAUGGCCACGCUCUGCUUUUUCCGGUUCUGGCUCGGCAUCGGUAUUGGCGGGGACUACCCACUCUCUGCGACGAUCAUGUCGGAGUACUCCAACAAGAGGACGAGGGGGAGCUUCGUCGCCGCCGUGUUCGCUAUGGAAGGCUUCGGCGUUCUUGCCGGCUGCAUUGUCACCUUGGUCGCCUCGGCGACGUUCCAGGCGCGCUUCAACGCGCCGGCGUACGAGGAAGACCCUGCCGCAUCCACCCCACCACAGGCCGACUACGUGUGGCGGAUCAUCCUCAUGGUCGGUGCCAUCCCGGCCGUCUUCACCUACCACUGGCGGAUGAAGAUGCCGGAGACGGCGCGCUACACAGCGCUGGUAGCUCGCGAUGCCGAGAAGGCCGCGCAUGACAUGUCCAAGGUGCUCAAGGUCGAUAUCACCUGCGAGCCGGACAAGGAGGAUAGCAUCACUACCAAGGACAGGGACUACGGCGUGUUCUCCCGCCGCUUCGCCCGCCGCCACGGCCUCCACCUUCUCGGCGCCGUCGCGUGCUGGUUCGUGCUCGACGUCGUCUUCUACUCCCAAAACAUCCUACAGGAGGAGAUCUUCAGCGACGUCAAGUGGAUUCCCAAGGCCCGCACCAUGAGCGCACUCGAGGAGGCCUACCGCGUCAGCCGCGCGCAAGCCAUCAUAGCGCUCUGCGGCACUCUGCCAGGCUACUGGUUCACCAUCGCCUUCAUCGACGUCGUUGGUCGGAAGGCUAUCCAGUUCCUCGGCUUCGCCAUGAUGACGGGGUUCAUGCUCUUCAUCGCCGCAUUGUACGACAACCUGACAAGCCCCAGCCGGCGGAUAUGGCUGGUGGUCAUGUACACAUUCACCUUCUUCUUCACAAACUUCGGGCCCAACAGCACCACCUUCAUCGUGCCGGCGGAGAUCUUCCCCGCGCACCUGCGCACGACAUGUCAUGGGAUAUCGGCAGCGGCGGGGAAGGUCGGCGCGAUCGUCGGGACGUUCGGGUUCAUGUACGCCGCACAGAAGGCGGACGGCAGCGAGGCAACCGAGACAGGGUACCCGUCUGGCAUUGGCGUGCGCGCUUCGCUGUUGGUGCUCGGCGCGUCCAAUGUGCUGGGGAUACUAUUCACCUGCUUGCUGCCGGAGCCAAAGGGGAGGUCGCUGGAGGAGGUGUCCGGCGACGACGGUGAAUGA
This is a messenger RNA of Phragmites australis (common reed), 1563 nucleotides long. Its product is annotated as probable inorganic phosphate transporter 1-4. Bases 1 to 1563 code for a protein of 520 amino acids. NCBI's taxonomy places the organism in Eukaryota, Viridiplantae, Streptophyta, Magnoliopsida, Poales, Poaceae. Gene Ontology annotation, cellular component: membrane. The record is from RefSeq and is a predicted model, not a curated record. Gene Ontology annotation, molecular function: phosphate transmembrane transporter activity. The transcript has a single exon. Gene Ontology annotation, biological process: transmembrane transport; phosphate ion transport.